Brassica oleracea var. oleracea is the source of this 861-nucleotide messenger RNA. RefSeq names its product cyclin-U2-1. Lineage: Eukaryota; Viridiplantae; Streptophyta; Magnoliopsida; Brassicales; Brassicaceae. The transcript has 2 exons. Gene Ontology annotation, molecular function: protein kinase binding. Gene Ontology annotation, biological process: regulation of cyclin-dependent protein serine/threonine kinase activity. The coding region runs from base 66 to 734 and encodes 222 amino acids. The record is from RefSeq and is a predicted model, not a curated record.
UUCUCAUUACUCAUUUCACAAAUAUAAACCUCUAACAAGACGGCAAAAAACACAUUUCUUGAUUAAUGGCGCCUUCUCUAGCGAUUUCUCCGAGGAAGCUCCGGUCAGACCUUUACUCAUACUCUUACCGAGACGGUUCCAACACACCACUCGUUAUCUCUGUUCUCUCGUCUCUUAUAAAGCGGACGGUAGCUCGGAACGAGAGGAUCAGCCCGAGCUACGGUGGUUUUGGUAAGACAUGUGUCUUCGAUUGCAUGGAAGUUCCUGACAUGACGAUCCAAUCGUAUUUAGAGAGGAUUUUCCGGUAUACCAAAGCCGGUCCAUCGGUUUACGUUGUUGCUUAUGUGUACAUUGACCGGUUCUGUCAAAAUAAUCAAGGUUUUAGAAUCAGUCUCACUAAUGUACAUCGUCUACUUAUUACAACCAUCAUGAUCGCUUCCAAGUACGUCGAAGACAUGAACUACAGAAACUCGUACUUUGCCAAAGUAGGAGGGUUAGAGACAGAAGAUUUGAACAACAUGGAGUUGGAGUUCUUGUUCUUGAUGGGGUUUAAGUUGCAUGUGAAUGUGAGUGUGUUCGAGAGUUACUGUUGUCAUCUUGAGAGAGAAGUAAGUAUCGGGGGAGGUUAUCAGAUCGAGAAGGCAUUACGUUGCGCUGAGGAAAUCAAAUCGAAACAAAUUGUUCAAGAUCCUAAACAUCAUCAUCACCAUCAAUUUUCACGAGUCUUGUUGUAGUCAAGAAGAACUCUGUUUUGUCGUUUUUUUAGGGUCUUUGACUUCCUGAUUACCUUGUCGGUUGGGCUUUUCUUGAAUGUAAAUGUAAAUGCAUAAUAUAUAGACUUUUUUAUGUGUCUAUGAAUCA